This is a messenger RNA of Onychomys torridus (southern grasshopper mouse), 1576 nucleotides long. RefSeq names its product amnion associated transmembrane protein (gene Amn). NCBI's taxonomy places the organism in Eukaryota, Metazoa, Chordata, Mammalia, Rodentia, Cricetidae. The record is from RefSeq and is a predicted model, not a curated record. The coding region runs from base 65 to 1447 and encodes 460 amino acids. Gene Ontology annotation, biological process: receptor-mediated endocytosis; intracellular protein localization. The transcript has 12 exons. Gene Ontology annotation, cellular component: endocytic vesicle; apical plasma membrane.
ACGUGGGCCGGCGGAGCAAAGUCCGCACCUGCAACAGGGGAGCGGCGGCGGCGGCAGCGGCGAGAUGGGCGCUCUGGGCCGGGUCCUGCUGUGGCUGCAGCUCUGCGCACUGACUCGGGCGGCCUACAAACUUUGGGUCCCCAACACCUACUUCGAUACUGCCUCCAACUGGAGCCAGAACCGGACCCCGUGCGCGGGAGAUGCGGUCCAGUUCCCGGCGGACAAGAUGGUGUCGGUCCUGGUGCGAGACAGUCACGCCAUCUCGGACAUGCUCCUGCCGCUGGACGGGGAGUUCGUCCUGGCCCCUGAAGCCGCCUUCAGCGCUGCAGGAGUCGGCUCCGACCCGGCCUGUCACUCUGGAGCUGAAGGCACCUGGUUGCUCUUCCGAAAUCCCGACCGCUUCUCCUGGCUUGACCCGCACCUCUGGAGCUCCGCGACCCAGGCGCCCGGCCUCUUCUCCGUGGACGCCGAGCGCGUGCCCUGCAGCUACGACGAUGUCCUCUUCCCGCGCGACGGGUCUUUCCGCGUGGCGCUCGGCCCGGGCCCCAACCCGGUGCACGUCCGCAGCGUCUCAGCCCUGGGCCAGACGUUCACGCGCGACGAGGACCUGGCGGCCUUCCUGGCGUCCCGCGAGGGUCGCCUGCGCUUCCAUGGGCCAGGCGCACUGAGAGUGGGCUCCCAGGCCUGCACCGACGCGUCAGGCUGCGUCUGCGGCUACGCCGAGACGCUGCCGUGGAUCUGCGCGUCUCUGCUGCAGCCCCUGGGCGGCCGCUGCCCCCAGGCCACCUGCCGCGACCCGGUGCUGCCCCAAGGACAGUGCUGCCACCUCUGCGGAGCCAUCGUGUCGUUGACCCACGACCCCACAUUUGACCUGGAGCAGUAUCGAGCACGGUUGCUGGACCUCUUCCUAAAGCAGCCCCAGUACCAGGGGGUGCAGGUGGCUGUGUCCAAGGUGCUGCGCGAGGCUCACACCGAGAUCCAGGUGGUGCUGGUGGAGACCGGGCCCGAGACCGGCGCAGCGGGGCGGCUGGGCCACGCGCUCCUGCAGGACGCCGUGGCACAAGGCGGCGUGCUGGGCAUUCAGUCGGCGACACUGCGGCAGUCCGGCAUGCCCGCGACGGGAGGCUCCACGAUGUACCUGGACGGGUCCGGUGCCUGGCUGGCGGGCAGCGUGGCGGCCGCGGUGCUGCUGGCACUGCUGGGCAUGGUGCUGCUGCUGCUGCACCGCAGCGGGAGGCUCAGGUGGAGAAGGCAUGAAGAGGCUGGGCCCGCAACCGCUGGGCUGCCGCUGAGUUUCCGCAAUCCGCUUUUCGACGUGAUGGUCUUCAAGCAGCAGCCACAACCCUCAGUGGAGCCGCUUGGCUCAGCCCAGAAGGUGGACAUCGACACCAACUUCAGCUACUUCAUUAACCCACUCUUUGCCGGGGAGGCAGAGGCAGAGGCCUGACCUUCUGGGAGAAUGCUAUCCUUCCAGCCAGUGGACUGUUCAUCCCCUCGACCAUGACUGGUCUCCUGAUGGCAAGGACAGGCUCACCUUGUCCAAUAAAGGAUUGUUUGGGUUUUUGUUCUUUUUUAA